Molecule: messenger RNA, 2196 nt
Organism: Tachysurus vachellii
Lineage: Eukaryota; Metazoa; Chordata; Actinopteri; Siluriformes; Bagridae
Gene: star
Product: steroidogenic acute regulatory protein
Exons: 7
Coding region: 330-1187 (285 amino acids)
Biological process (GO): intracellular cholesterol transport; steroid biosynthetic process; regulation of steroid biosynthetic process
Cellular component (GO): mitochondrion; mitochondrial intermembrane space
Molecular function (GO): cholesterol transfer activity; cholesterol binding
Source: RefSeq, a predicted model, not a curated record
UGGUGAAGAGCAGCUCACUUCCUGCUCCUGUUUACUUUAUUAUAAAUUAAAAUAAAGUCAUGGUUGCACUUCCAUGUCCUCUCUCUUUGUGAGCCGUGUUCUGUUAUCUGAGACAGCGUGUUUACGGCAUGUAGAGACAAGCUCAACGUGUUCAAUGCUCAUCCUUGACUCUCAAGGCCGUUUCUGCUCCAGCACGUUUAUCUGUGAGCCGACACACCCGUGGCCUCGUCUCAUUCAGCAUAUAUAAAGUGUCUGAGGGACGCUGGGGUUUACAGACACAGAGACAUCAUUCAGUGAUUCAGUGAGCCAGUGAUUCAGAAAGCGGCACAAUGCUACCUGCAACUUUUAAACUGUGCGCCGGCAUUUCCUACAGACACACGAGGAACAUGACAGGUUUGAGGAGAAAUGCCAUGAUGGCCAUCCACCAUGAACUGAGCAAACUGUCCGGCCCUGGACCAAGCAUGUGGGUCAGAAACAUCCGCCGCAGGAGCUCGUUGCUCUGUAGCAGGAUCAAGGAGGAGACUUUGAGUGAAUCGGAGCAGGGUUAUGUGCAACAGGGUCAAGAGGCGCUACAGAAGUCCAUCAGCAUCCUCAGUGAUCCAGAUGGCUGGCAAACUGAGAUUGAGACGUUGACUGGAGAUAAAGUGCUCAGUAAGGUUUUCCCAGACAUCGGCAAGGUCUUCAGGCUGGAGGUGGUUCUGAACCAGCAGCCUGACGAUCUGUAUGAGGAGCUGGUGGAGAACAUGGAGCGCAUGGGAGAGUGGAACCCCAACGUCAAACAAGUCAAGAUCCUACAGAAGAUCAACCAAGACACCAUGGUGACCCAUGAGGUUUCUGGAGAGACUCCAGGUAACGUGGUGGGUCCGAGGGAUUUUGUUAGCGUGCGCUGUACUAAGCGCAGAGGCUCAACCUGCUUUCUGGCCGGGAUGUCGACUCAACAUCCCAGCAUGCCUGAGCAAAAGGGCUUCGUCCGAGCGGAGAACGGGCCAACGUGCAUCGUGAUGAGGCCGAGCGCAGACGAUCCCAACAAGACCAAGUUCACCUGGUUACUGAGUUUAGACCUGAAGGGCUGGAUUCCCAAAACAGUGAUAAACCGAGUUCUAUCUCAGACCCAGGUAGAUUUUGCUAAUCAUCUCCGAGACAGAAUGGCUAACAACAGCAGAAUGGAGGCAACUGUGGCCUGUUGACAUCAUUACACACACACACACACACACACACACACACACACACACACGGCAAACUUUUAUUACUCGUAUUAAUCUCCAUCCACUCAUAACAUCACAGAUUCUGACAUCUCAAGUCUAUUGUAAGUGAUGGAGCAGGAUUACAUAUUGCUCUGAGAACUACACAACAUUUAAUCUAUAACACUCACAUACAGCACCAGACCCCGCUUUCCUUAGCUGCUAAAAUAAACAGGAAGUCCAACAUUACAAGAUUUAUUUAUUUCUAAAAUGUUUAGUAAUUCUUACUGUAUUUUUUAUAGAACAGCUUGGAACCAAAGGGCUUAAAUAAUUAAUAAACAAUUAGACAAGAUGAAUGCUCUGAAGCUAGCAGGCUAAUGUAGCUAACAAGCAGUGAAAUUCUGUACCUUCUGAUUCUUGAAAACUUCCUGGGUUCCAAAACAUGACCUCAUUACUCGUCUGGGGCUCCUGACAAGAUUGCAAAGCUGCUACUUCAGCUACAAAUUCUAUAGAAGUCUGUGGCCUUCAGAUUAACAUUGCACACCUAAAUUGUAUGUUUAAAAUCAUUAACAGCAACUUUAUUCUUCUUAUUAAUAAACACCCAGUACAAUGUACAUUGUUAUCUAUACAAAUGUAUAUAGAUACAAACAGAGGUAUAAACUGUCUACAUUUUGAAGCUGAAUCUCUUCUGGGAUUCUUCUGACCCAGCACUCAGAGACGACUCAGAGUUGAUUCACAGUUGAUUCUGAUUAUGGACUAAUGAGUUUGUGAUGAAGUGGAGCACAGACGGAUCUCACCAUGCUAAAUUAGAAGCCAUAAGCAGUAGUUUAACAUUAGCCUCGGAGCUUCAGUGCGGCUCCACAGGCAGAACAUGUCAGGGUUGAGCAGUUACUUCUGAAGUUAAUCUACCUUCAGGUUCCAAGCUGUUGUUAUAUUUUUAUGAAAAGCUACGUAUUUAUUUUGCCUGUAUGUGACUCUGUAACUACAUGUCUGUUAAAUAAAAGAAUUGAAUGUG